Suncus etruscus (white-toothed pygmy shrew) is the source of this 1794-nucleotide messenger RNA. RefSeq names its product zinc finger protein 358 (gene ZNF358). Gene Ontology annotation, biological process: regulation of transcription by RNA polymerase II. Gene Ontology annotation, molecular function: DNA-binding transcription factor activity; RNA polymerase II cis-regulatory region sequence-specific DNA binding. Lineage: Eukaryota; Metazoa; Chordata; Mammalia; Eulipotyphla; Soricidae. The transcript is spliced from 3 exons. The record is from RefSeq and is a predicted model, not a curated record. The coding region runs from base 223 to 1794 and encodes 523 amino acids.
CGGCGGGGCUGGCGGGCGGGGGGCUUCCUGCAGGCCCGGGGGGCGCCGGCGGCGGGGCAGGGGCGAGGGGCGCCGGGACUCCGCUUAUCAGGACCGGAGUCCAGCAUGCAGAGAGGGGUGCAGCCCUGAACUUGGGGACCACACACUUCGACUGCUGGCUCCCUUGAGCACCAACCAGCAGACCCUGUCCUGGAAGCCUCAGGCACCUCUCCACGCGGCAAGAUGCGGCGCUCCGUCCUGGUGAGGAAUCCCAUUCACCGCGCGCAAAAACAUCCUUACGAAGACGAACUGGAUUCGGACUCAGACCCGGACCCCAGCGGGGAAACUCUGCCGCCUCUACCUGAAGACCCAGAGGAGCCCGAACCCGAGCGGGAAGAUUCAGAAGACCUGGACCCCAACGUCUCCAACCCAGCCACGGCGCCCAGCGCCCUCUCCAUCGCUGGCGACCCAGAUCCCUCGGAUUCCGACCUGGAUCCCGACGUCAUCGGCCCGGUACCCCUGAUCCUCGACCCCGACAGCGAGACCCUCAGCCCGGACGCUGACCCGGCGGACCCCCUGACCGCCGCCGCCUCCGAUCUGGCUCCAGCCCCGACCACCCUCUCCAGCAGCCCCGCCGGGGUGGUGCCCGCCGCGCGCCCCGCCAGCCCGCCACGGCCCUUCUCCUGCCCGGAUUGCGGCCGAGCUUUCCGCCGCAGCUCGGGGCUGAGCCAACACCGCCGCACGCACAGCGGCGAGAAGCCCUACCGCUGCCCCGACUGCGGCAAGUCCUUCAGCCACGGUGCCACCCUGGCACAACACCGGGGUAUCCACACGGGCGCGCGGCCUUACCAGUGCGCGGCGUGCGGCAAAGCCUUCGGCUGGCGUUCCACGCUCCUCAAGCACCGCAGCAGCCACAGCGGCGAAAAGCCGCACCACUGCCCGGUGUGCGGCAAGGCCUUCGGCCACGGCUCCCUGCUGGCCCAGCACCUGCGCACGCACGGGGGGCCCAGGCCGCACAAGUGCCCGGUGUGCGCCAAGGGCUUCGGCCAGGGCUCGGCGCUGCUGAAGCAUUUGCGCACGCACACGGGCGAGCGGCCCUACCCGUGCCCGCAGUGUGGCAAGGCCUUCGGGCAGAGCUCGGCCCUGCUGCAGCACCAGCGCACGCACACGGCCGAGCGGCCCUACCGCUGCCCGCACUGCGGCAAGGCCUUCGGUCAGAGCUCCAACCUGCAGCACCACCUGCGCAUCCACACCGGCGAGCGGCCCUACGCCUGCCCGCAUUGCUCCAAGGCCUUCGGGCAGAGCUCGGCGCUGCUGCAACAUCUGCACGUGCAUUCCGGGGAGCGGCCCUACCGCUGCCAGCUGUGCGGCAAGGCCUUCGGUCAGGCGUCCAGCCUCACCAAGCACAAACGCGUGCACGAAGGCGCAGCGGCGGCGGCGGCCGCUGCAGCUGCAGUGGCUGCAGCUUCGGUGCUGACACCCGGGCAAGGCUCGCUCCCCAAUGCGGCUGGGCCUGACCCUGGCUCCAGCCGGGCCUCCCCACCCCAAACCAGCCUCCAAUCCAUGCCCAGCCCGCAGCCUGGUCCCCAAGGUGCAGACGCCAAAGCUGGAGAACCGGCCGCCACGUCUGACAGCAGUGAUGCUGCAGCAGGCCCCAGCCCCCGGCCCAGCCCUGAGUCCAGCCCCCGCUGGCCCGAGCCUAGCUUGGAGUCCGGAUCUCCCGAGCACCCCCCAGGCAGCUCAGCAGCACCGCACUCCGAGGGUUGUGCUGGAUUGCUGCAGCAGCCAGCGACUCUGCUGGGGCCGGAUGGCUGA